AUGGUAAAAGAGGUAGAAAGUUCGGUUCGGGGGCUCGGCGACGCUGUAACGAACCUAAGGUCAAAUGUAUACAGUAUUACCAACAUCAUGCUAAGUUUCCAAUGGGCAACAUUAUUUGAGUCGCUGCUCGAAAUAUACAUGAAAACCACGCGAGUUGCCAAAAACAGGUUUAAGCGAGAGUUGACUCUACAUGCGUGCGCCACAAAUGUACCUCGUGCAGACAGAAAACAAGCUGGAAUAGGUAUGACAUCCAGAGGAAGUCCAAGGAAGUCCGUAGGACUUCCGAAGGAGCGCGGGAAAGUCCAGAAGGACUAUCCGGAUCCGGAUGAGUGCGAGAAACUUCCGGAGGGGUCUGGGAAAGUUCUGGAGGAACUUCCGGAAAUUACUAUGAGGUUUCGUCCUGGUACAGAUAUGUGUAAUGGCUACUCAGGACAAGUCCUGAGUAGAAACAAACAGAGGAAAGGCUGCAGGGACAAAGUCCGAAGCAGAAUAGGUCCGGAGGACCACGGGAAAGUUCCGGAGGAACUUCCGGAAACUCGGAGGAGUGUAGGAUCGGAGGAGCAGAGCUCCGGCCUAGGGAAUUCCUCCCUAGGCCUGAGAUGGAUAUUGACUAAGUCAGAGGACUAA
This is a messenger RNA of Suillus discolor, 627 nucleotides long. RefSeq lists its product as uncharacterized. NCBI's taxonomy places the organism in Eukaryota, Fungi, Basidiomycota, Agaricomycetes, Boletales, Suillaceae. The record is from RefSeq and is a predicted model, not a curated record. The transcript is spliced from 5 exons. Bases 1 to 627 code for a protein of 208 amino acids.